AUGCGUCCUUCUCAUCGAUCGAUUGGCAAUGCAAAGGAUUCACUUUCACCAGCCAAUGCAACGUUCUACUUUCUAUCUGGCAUGGCAGCAGUCUUCAUGGCCUAUUCGAUCUAUUCCAAUGUCAAGUCUUUCAGAGAACGCAAUGCAGUUUACACAAGUCGACGUAAACGAGAAGUUAUGCGACAAGAAGCCAACAAGCGUGUAGAAGAUUCUAUACCUUUGAAGUCGUUGGCGUUAUUGACCCAAUCCUCCAAUGCCAGUAUACAAAGCGGUGCCGUGAAAAUCGUUUUGGAUCGAGCAAUGUCUGAAACCUAUCUCCCUGUCAUUGUUCAAGCUUGCAAAAAGGAGAGUCCAUUGGAUACACGAGAAAAGGCCGUUUCAUCAUUGCAUUUAUUGACCAGGCGAGAUAGUAACAGGCCUGCACUUUUGGCAGCUGGUGUCUUGGACAUUCUUGUUGAAACCCUAAAGGAUACCGAACCACCCAUGAGUGAAUCAGCACAGCGUUAUGCAGCAGUAGCUAUAUGUGAUUUGAUCCAAGGCAGUGAUGGGUGCAAGUGCUACAUUGUAGAGCUUGAGAUUUUGGAUUCCAUCAAACGCAUAUUGACAUCCACCACGAUCCGCAACAAUGAAUUACGAUAUUGGACAUUGAUGAUACUCUAUCAAAUCACACGCACAGAGCCAUUUCCCAAAAUCUUGAUCCAAGAAGGCUUUGUGGCAGUGCUCGCUCAAAUGGCUCGAAUGACCUAUGGAAACACCAACAUGCCCAAGUUUUGCAUCCAAAGCCUUGUACGCAUCGUAUCAAAUGUGGAGGUGGGAGAGGCCAAGAGCAUCUUGGAAGAGCUAUUGGACUACAAAAUUAUCGACCUUAUCUCAAUUUCGCUGCGAGCUGGUAAGUUAAUCUAUAGCGAAUCCAGCAGCAUGGUAUCUAACAUGUCAAACAAAGAGGACCUUGAACUAGUUUACUGGGCAGCUGGUCUUAUGCAUGAAUUCGUUGUCAAAGAUGUUGCUCUCCAGUCUUUUCGUGAAAUCAGGGGUCUCCAUUCUAUAUUAAACGCAUUGCUGGGAGCUGAGGAGAUAUACAUUUCUCGUGUUGUGCUACGAACGAUAAAGUAUAUGGCGUAUGGGCAAGCUGCAGAAAGGUUUCGGCGAGAAAUGAUCGAUUCUGGAAUGGUGCAAAAGAUUAUGCGAAGCUUGACAUUGGAUGAUGAUGAUGUGCGGUAUUGGAGCGUGCUUUGCAUCAAUACUGUUGCUGCUCAAGUUGAAUCGCAUCAAGAUAUCAUUGGUUCCAAUGAAUUCAAGCUUUUCCUGGAAUUGACCGUGUCUCGUAAGGUGCAUGUGGCUAUCUUCUCUUCCGAGAUCCUAUCAUUGAUUUGUUGUAUAACUAGCAAUUGUACUCUUUUGGAGCCGUAUGUGGAUGAAGUUGUCUCAUCUCUAAACAACUUGUUGUCUUACGAUGAACUCGAUGUACAAUAUAACGCUGCUGGUGCUGUAUUCAAUUUGAUGUCGAUGCGAGAUGAUUUUGCCUGCCAUGUCAAAGACCAAUGUCAAGACACGUUGAUUUCCAUGUGCGUGGCAUCAACUCAUGAACGUGUUCAACUCACAUGUGCAAAGGCGCUGAUGAUGAUGACGAUAAAAUUCCCUUCCAUCACAUCACGUGUCAUCUAUCAAGUGAUCAAGCCUCUCAUCAACACUAGCAUUGAGAUCUCUCGACACGCUCUUCCUAUUGUUCUGAUACAAACGGUGUUAGCUACCUCUGGACAUCAUGGCGAUACGGCUCGACACCAGCGUAAACAACGAGUCGGCAACAACAUUACAAUCAGCAGCAAUAUCCCCAUUGACGAAAAUGAAUCAUAUCAAUCGGAUUCUUCAUCCUCAUCCUCAGCAACAGAUGAAAGCAACAUGACAUCUCUUUUUAUGAAAUUUGAGCUUCCCAUUGGUGCACGUAUCCAAUUUGUUGGUGCAUUGAGUGCCUUGCGCAUUUUAUUGGAGAACCGUGAUGUAUUUGGAAAUGUUGUCAGUGGAACGGAAGAUGAAGCAUUGCUCGCUGAUAUGACCAAGAUGGAUGAUAUUUUGGAAGACGGCACUUUACGCAAUUACGAUGUCAAGACACGCCAUUCCACACGAUUAGCCGACUUGAAUGAAGUGAUGACCGAUAAUGUACCCAAUGAAUACAUUCCAUCAGCACCAGCACCAGCACCACCCCUGCCGUCAAUGACAUCCAGUGAUACGUUGCCUGAUUCGGUUCGACGCUUAGCAGAGUCUUUGAUGAUGUUGGCUCUUCAUCCAGUCUUGAACGCUUGGGGUGCACAACGGCCUGACAUUCAGCUGGAUAAUGCUGCCAUGCAAGAGGAAGCUGCUCGUGAAUGGUAUUACGACGUAAUUGCCUGGUUGCAACAAUCAACAGCUGUUGUUACCUCUCGACAAGCACCAUCACAAUCACAAAGAUCAUCUACACGGCCCAAGACAUACGCACCAAGUGACUCAUCCGAUGACAGUGAAAUUGAAUAUGACGAAGAUGAGGAUGGAGAUGGACAACCUUUCAUCAUGACGAAGAAGGUUGAAUCGGCAGCGGAACGUCUAGGAGAAACUCGACGCAAAGGGGAAGAGCAUGAUUCUACCAUAGUGGAUGAGGUGAUGGCUGCUGGUCAGCCUUUGCAUUUUGCCAAGCUAUACUCGGGGUUUGCAAGUCGUGCAUGGAUGCUACUUCGAUCCCUUGUUCGUUAUGGGUCCAUACGUCACUUUUUAGUGCAUGAAAUGAACAUCGUGGAAGCCAUGAUUUACAUUUUCCAAAAUUGCCGUCCUUUAUCCGACCACGUCUUGACGUGCUUAGGCACCAUGAUUUGUGCAGAUCCAGCAUGCAUGAUUCCAAAGUCAGCAGUGCAAGUAAUGGCAAUCUCGAUAUGGAGAAGUGCUCAAGUUCCAAUGACACAAAAGCGGUCUUUCCAUUUCUAUGCUCGCCUUAUCCUUACAUUUGCAACGCGAUGUAUCAGCCCAGAUUCAGCAUGCGAUAAUCAUCCAGCAUUUGUUGAAAUUGAUCUUCACCGACGAUCCAAAUAUUGUUUGCUCAACUAUGAAACUCGGCUUGAGGCACGUAACGAUUCUUGGACAUUCGAGACUGUACGUGCUACGCAUCAUACACCUCCUCGUGAUUCCGAACAAUGGUCACUUUCUCCCACACACAAGUAUGCAUUCGAAGCUGUAUUGGCCACCGAAGGGUUGAUGCAAGUUGGCUGGGUAUCUGAAGAUUUUGGCAUUGAUCCAGAAGGUGGUACUGGUGUCGGUGAUGAUGCUUUCUCAUAUGGAUAUGAUGGGUGUCGAGUGAAAAAAUGGCAUAAGCAGGAUCAGAAUAGGAGGAAGAGCUAUGGUCAAAGAUGGGCUGUCGGCGACACCAUCACCUGCUGUUUGGAUUUGGAUCAAGGAGAGAUGCGAUAUUAUCAAAAUGGGCAGGAUCUUGGCGUGGCAUUUACGGAUGUAGAUACGAGCAAAGUCUGGUACCCGGCUAUAUCAUUGUCCACAGGUCAAGAAAGUCGUUUCCGAUUUGGUGGAGCUCUCGAUAAACUAAGGUUCCUCCCAGAAGGUUAUACACCCUUAUCGCAAUUGGCAUUACCCCCUAUAUCCAUUGAGCUACCGCCACCUCAAGUGAGACGACGACAUACUAUUGAAUCCGAAAAGAGUGAUGAAGUUGAUCGUUUGACGUGUGCCAUGGAACAAAUGACAUUCGAUGUUACACCGCAUGAAAUGGAUGGCUCUGAGGAACCCAGCUUACGCCCAAUCCGUGUUGGCAAAUUCGAAGAUGAUGUACCUCCAACAACAACACAACCCAUGCGAAUCCUUAAUUCACGAGCUGUGAGUCGUGACGACCAAUCCAUUCUUCCUUCACUCUAUUUCGAGAUGGCCAUUGCCUAUUACGACAAGAAGCUUACCAACGAUGACGAGUUGGAUGGGACCAUUGUUGUGGGUAUGCAGAGUUUGCAUGAAGAUAGCCACGUGCGAUUGGAAUAUCGGCAUUUGGAUAAACAAGCUACGGUGUUGCAAGGAACGACAGCUCAAACAGAAUCAUUUGCCAUGGAUAUAGCUGAUGGUGAUGUUGUUGGUAUGCUCUAUAUACAAGAACGCAAUGCCAUAUAUAUCACUCUCAAUGGAUCAAUUACUGUGAUUGUGGAUCUGCUCCCAGCUUCUGAAGGCGGCGACCAUUUCUUACCUUUCUUGCCUUAUCGCUCAGGUGAUGUCAAGACACAUGUCAACUACGGUGACGAACUAUUUCGAUGGCAACGAGCCAAUUCAAUGAGUGCAAAGGAAAAGAUGCGUCGAUAUCUGGGACAAUUGCUUUCAUAG
Molecule: messenger RNA, 4335 nt
Organism: Lichtheimia ornata
Lineage: Eukaryota; Fungi; Mucoromycota; Mucoromycetes; Mucorales; Lichtheimiaceae
Exons: 20
Coding region: 1-4335 (1444 amino acids)
Biological process (GO): calcium ion transport
Cellular component (GO): cytoplasm
Molecular function (GO): ubiquitin-protein transferase activity; protein binding; ryanodine-sensitive calcium-release channel activity
Source: RefSeq, a predicted model, not a curated record